Histoplasma mississippiense is the source of this 447-nucleotide messenger RNA. RefSeq lists its product with no specific name. Bases 1 to 447 code for a protein of 148 amino acids. The record is from RefSeq and is a predicted model, not a curated record. The transcript is spliced from 3 exons. Lineage: Eukaryota; Fungi; Ascomycota; Eurotiomycetes; Onygenales; Ajellomycetaceae.
AUGUUGUGGAAGGUGGAGAGAAGAGAAAGUGAAAGGAUAGAGAGAGAAGAUGGCGGAGGGAUGAAGGCGGAGGAAGCGCGGGAGUGGAGAACGAGAGAAGAGAAAGAAGCGAGUUUUGGAGGCUUGGUGCCUGAGAGUGUUAGACGGUAUUUUCGGACAGCGACAGGGACUCACAGCGCCCCGAGCCUCAUCAGGAGCCUUGCCGGGGGACCGACGAUAUCGAGGUGGACAGGCAGCGGAGUGAACGGGGGGAUUUUGAUAAGUCGGCUGCAGUUUGGGGAUGGGGAUGCGGAUGGGGAUGGGAUCAAUAACGGUGGAGGUAACGUUGGUGGCUGUGGUGGUGGAGGAGGUGGUGCAACGGUAAAGAAUAGGACGGGAGGAAGGAUUGUUGAUAGCACUGGCGGGCAUUGGGGAGCAAAGGAUGAACGAAGGGGAGGGGAUGACUGA